Salarias fasciatus (jewelled blenny) is the source of this 2744-nucleotide messenger RNA. RefSeq names its product EF-hand domain family, member B (gene efhb). Lineage: Eukaryota; Metazoa; Chordata; Actinopteri; Blenniiformes; Blenniidae. The transcript has 14 exons. The coding region runs from base 32 to 1816 and encodes 594 amino acids. The record is from RefSeq and is a predicted model, not a curated record. Gene Ontology annotation, molecular function: calcium ion binding.
CGAAGGAUGAUGACAGAUCGGAUGACAUCGGAUGACUUCGGAAAACCUCGGUCACUUUGCUGAAAUGAUGAUGAGUGAAGCCGACGAGCUGAAAUAUGAAGAUAACAGGGCGGACAGUGGCAGACCAGCGGCUGGGAAACUAAAACCUACAGGAGACACAGCUCAAAGCUGCUUUCAUCAGGAGUCGAGGCCCCCGACCCCGCCGGUGGUGAGGAAACAUCGCGACAGUUCCCAGCCGAGGCUGGGAGCCGUCCGAGUUCACCGAGGGAAGGCCGACGACCCAGAUGUGGCCAGCUCGCUCGUACAUGGCGUCGUUACCAAACCGUCCAUUGAGGGUGGAAGCUUGAUAAACCCUCCACAAAAGACAUUGUUCCAGGAGAAGCUGCAGCAGAUCAGUGAGUCUGUGUACGCCUCCAACAGGAGAGCGCCACUGGGCCGGUCACAUGACCAGAGCGCCGAACUCCCCGCCUGGUGUGACCACAACACCACGUUUGGUGUGAAAACAGAGAAAGUUCUGGAUGUACGUGAGAUUAUUAACCCUCCGAAAACAGCAGAGGAGCUGCAGAGGGAAGCCCAGGAGGGACACGACGCUUAUGUCAGGAGCCACAACGCCUACUUUGUUGGUGAACGAAUUGACAGAGGGUACGACUGGAGUCACUACAGUAAAGACAGCAGGUUUGGGAUCGCCACGCCUCAUCAUAACGACGGCCGGAGCCUCAGCAAGACUCUUCACUGGCUCGGAGAGACCAGGAAGUUUUACAAUCCAAAGCCUGUUUGGAAGAGAUCCAGUGACAAGGAGAAGAUGGCCGCCCAAAUGGGUGCGAUUAUCAAUCUGAAAAAAAAUAAAUUACCCGUUCCAGACGAUCACAGCUUUGGAAUCGUCUUGCCAGCAGAUGAAUUUGGUGUUGGAGAAAUAAUCCACUCCACAGAGGCGGGGCAGUACGCCAGAGGCCGAGAGCGGCAGCGCAGCCUGCUCAGCGCAGUGCAGCACCACCUCAAGAACACCAACUUCAACAAGUUCGAUUCCCUGCUGAAGGCCUUCAGACACUAUGACAAGAAAGGACAAGGAAUGAUCGACAAAGAAGACCUGCGCGCCGUGUGCCGUGAGUUCGAGCUGGAAGUGUGCGAGCCGGUCCUGGACGACCUGAUGGACUACUGCGACACGAACCGGGACGGACUCAUCGACUUCCUGGAGUUCGCCAACUUCCUCAACUGGAAGGACAUAAUGCCCGUUAACCGUCAAGAGCAGCAGGUUUUAACAGAAGAGCCUCAGACAAACACGGCUCCAGUCAACGCUGACGGUAAUCCAGAUGCAGAGGAGCUUCCUGCCUUUCAGACCUUGAUCACGCCUGAGGAUCUGGAGCCUGUUGAGCCUGCGAGCUCGCUGAAGACCCUCAGGGUCCUGAGACGACCGAAAGCAUCUCCAGACCACUUCAAGACCUCGUCCUCCCUCAUCGGAGCCGCCGCUGACAAACCAACCACUCCAGACAGUCGCGCCUUCGGGAUCCCGACGGUUCGCUCCGACCUCCCACCGCCUCGCGUCAAAAGAGUCAGCGACACCACCAACUACGGCGGCACGCCCACGGCCGCAGACCUGCUGCACCCGUCAGUUUACUCCGUCCGAGGCGUUCACGAGGAGCAUUUCUUCUGCCCUCGGCCCAAGAAAGAGAUCGCUGAAAUCUUCAAGAAUAUCGGCGUGAAUAUUUCCGAGGAGACGUUCGAAGAGGCGUGGCAGCUGGCGUCCAUGACGCAGCCGAACGGGGAGGUUUGUGUGGAGGCGUUCCGAAACGUCCUCAAAGAAUUAAAGGCGAUGUGAUGCAUUUAUGUCCCGGUUCACCGUUUACUCACCUUCGAGUUUGGUUAAGUCUUCGCAAGUGGAAAUGAACACAGCAACAUUUGGUAUUUAUUACUUAUUAAUCCCAGAGGGAAGUUCUUUGUAUGUACAAUCACACAAGAUCUGCCUGGAAAUGAUAGAAUGAAUUGAAAUCUUUUCUAUUGAGGGCGAAAAUCAUUUAUUAGUAACAGUUUGUCAUGAGCUGUGGAUCCAAUUAUUAUUUACGACAACGCUGAAUUUGACACAAAAAUGAAGGACUGGCACAUUUAAUGCUCCAACAUCUUUGAACCCUGGAAGGAAACUACUGGACAGGGGGAAAAAAAAACGCCUUCAGUAUUCUCUCUAAGCUGAAAGAGCGCUAUAUGAAAGCUAGUGAUGUUAUUGCAAGUGAAAAAGAAUUGGCAUUAAAGUAAAUAUGUGCAAAAAGUGCAGAAAAACUUGUGUUGAGGUUACGUCACGACCCUCCAAUUUUAAUAACUUUACUGGAUCACGAAGUAAGGAUAAUGUUGCACCUCCUGGGUGAUCUACAAUACAGGUAUAUAUUUUAACCCGCAUCACGUUGGUUGUAUGUAGUAAUGCACUGAAGGGCUGAGUUGGUCUUUGAAGCUUUAUUGUUUAUGAUUGGGAACCGCAACAAACAACUCAUCUGAUGUUGUUGUGGACGCGUUGUUCAAAGCAGCAGUACAUUUGUCUCUAUUUUUACCUCUGAGAAUUCCACACACGUAUGUUUUUGUAGAUUUCUCUCAUGUUUGGGAAUCGUCUCCGUCCGGAUUGUUGAAUGGAGUGUGACAGAUAUAAAUGCACAAAGAAUGCUCGACGCUCGAAUGGCGUCGGUAAUAUCAAGAUGUUGAACUGUAAAUACACAGAAAAGCUCAUUUUCAUGCCAUCUGUGUCAAUACAGGAAACGUGA